GUGAUCCAUGUCAUUACAAUUACCACUAAAUCUUGACCCCAAAAUAAUGGUAACAAAAGAGCAAAAUACUCACCUACCCGUUAGAUGAUCAGAUCUCAAUCACAAAAUAAAUUAUAUAUUUUUCAUCAUAAAAGAAUAGUCCAAUACAUUUCCUCGUUUUUAUUUGUUUGUUUGACUUCAAAAUCGUACCCUUCUCUCUGCUUCGAUUCCCCAAAGACAAUAUUUUGCAAAGAGUUUAAAAAAGAAGUUAAUUACGAAGUUAUGAAUCCUAAUCCAGUGAUGAGUACUAAUGGGUUUGUGAAACCUGUUCCAACUGAAGAAGAACAAGCAAAGAUAGAGGAAGUGAGGAAGCUGCUAGGCACAUUACCUGAGAAACUUUCGAGCUUUUGUUCGGAUGAUGCGGUUUUGAGGUAUUUAAGAGCGAGGAAUUGGCAUGUCAAUAAAGCUACUAAGAUGCUUAAAGAAACCUUGAAAUGGAGAGUUCAAUACAAACCUGAGGAGAUAUGUUGGGAGGAAGUAGCUGGUGAAUCUGAGACAGGGAAGAUAUAUAGAUCGACUUGUGUCGAUAAACUUGGACGACCUGUUCUUCUCAUGAGACCUAGUGUUGAGAAUUCUAAGUCAGUGAAAGGCCAAAUUAGAUACCUUGUGUAUUGUAUGGAGAACGCAGUCCAAAAUUUGCCACCAGGGGAAGAACAAAUGGUGUGGAUGAUAGACUUCCACGGCUAUAGUUUGGCUAACGUAUCAUUAAGAACUACAAAAGAAACAGCUCAUGUGUUACAAGAACAUUACCCUGAGCGUUUAGCUUUCGCUGUUCUUUACAAUCCUCCCAAGUUCUUUGAACCCUUCUGGAAGGUGGCGAGGCCUUUCUUAGAGCCGAAGACACGGAACAAAGUGAAGUUUGUUUACUCGGAUGAUCAAAACACUAAGCAGAUCAUGGAUGAGAAUUUCGAUAUGGACAAGAUGGAGUCAGCUUUUGGUGGAAACGAUGGCUCGGAUUUCAACAUAAAUAUACAUUCAGAGAGGAUGAAAGAGGACGAUAAGAAAAGACUUGCUGCCUUGGAGGGUAUUGCUUCUGUUUCUCUAGACUCACUCAGCAUCUUAUCAGUCUCUGAUGGUGCUGCCUCUGACAGUGCUCACCCUAUCUCUCAGGAUGUCUCUGAAGACGAGUAUCAUCAACCUCAGACAAAGGGACCAAUCCCGUGAUCGAGUUAUCCAAUGUUUGUAACUUCCUUCUAAGAUUCUAGCUGCAACCAUUGUAUGUUUUUGUAUUCUGUUCUCUACCGCGAAGAGAUUCCAUAUGUAUUUUUUUUUUCUCGAUCAGUAAUAAAACCAUAACAGAGAUGUGCAAGCAA
Messenger RNA from Camelina sativa (false flax), 1352 nucleotides. RefSeq lists its product as uncharacterized. The record is from RefSeq and is a predicted model, not a curated record. Lineage: Eukaryota; Viridiplantae; Streptophyta; Magnoliopsida; Brassicales; Brassicaceae. Gene Ontology annotation, molecular function: phosphatidylinositol transfer activity.